AUGGUUCGUUGCGGUGCUGUCGCGGGCCUACUGGCCCUUGUCUCUUCCGUUGAGGCAAUUCAGAGACACCCCUUGCCAAUUAGCGAACUUGCGAAGCAGGUCCAACGUAGAGACGCGUACGUCGGUCUCAGCGCCAGAGAGCUUGACCUCCAAGCCAUUUAUCCCGAGUACAAUCUCUCGACCCCGAUUGACCAUUUCCACAACGAUUCCUCUUACGAGCCGCACUCCAAUGGCACGUUCAAUUUGCGGUACUGGUUCGACACGCAAUACUAUAAGCCAGGGGGUCCGGUGAUUGUGCUCUCGGGAGGAGAGACGGAUGGAGCUGAUCGCCUACCCUUUCUGCAGAAAGGCAUCGUUUACCAGCUUGCGAAAGCGACCGGCGGAGUAGGGGUCAUUCUCGAACAUAGAUACUAUGGGAAAAGCAUUCCCGUACCGGACUUCAGCACCGAGAACCUGCGCUUCCUUACUACCGACCAGGCCCUGGCUGAUACUGCUUACUUUGCUAAGAAUGUCAAAUUCGCCGGCUUGGAGAACGUGGAUCUGAGUCCUGAGAAGACACCUUGGAUUGCCUACGGCGGCAGUUAUGCCGGUGCUUUUGUCGCGUUCUUGCGAGUCGUAUACCCGGAUGUCUAUUAUGGCACUAUCUCGUCGUCUGGCGUCCCCCAGGCUAUUUGGGAUUACUGGCAAUAUUUCGAGGCUGCCGCUGUUUAUGGGCCGCCGGCAUGCGUCGAAACCACCCAAAAGCUAACGCAUAUUGUGGACAAUAUACUUAUUGGUAAAAAGGGCUCUGACUAUGUUGGGCAGCUUAAAGCAGCUUUUGGUCUACCCAAUGUAACGCGCGACGGCGACUUCGCCAGUGCUAUCAAUGGCGGCAUCUAUGGGCUGCAGAGUCUAAACUGGGAUCCUUCGCAGAGCAGCGAUAGUUUCUUUGUCUACUGCGACAAGGUCUCAUCGGAUGACGUGCUGUAUCCUGCAACAGAAACACGCAGGGCAUCUGUUGAAGAGUUGAUUAAAAUCGGCGGCUACGAAGACGAGGUAGAAACUCUUGCAAACCGAUUCUUGAAUUACGUUGGCUACGUGAACCAAACUUCAGUUGCAAGAUGUUCCGGUGACCAGGAUGCAUGCUUCACUACUUACGACCCGGAAUUUUACGCUCGUGAUGAUCUUUCCCAAACCUGGAGGUUAUGGCAAUACCAAGUUUGCACUCAAUGGGGUUAUCUUCAAACCGGAAGUGGUGUCCCUGAGGACCAACUCCCUCUUAUCUCACGUACCAUUGACGUGGACUACUCGGCUCUGAUUUGCCGAGAGGCUUUCAAUUUGACUAAGCCAGCCGACGUGGAGUACAUCAAUAAGCUCGGCGGAUUCAACAUCAGCUAUCCCAGACUUGCUUUCAUCGAUGGCGAGUGGGAUCCGUGGAGAGCGGCAGGUGUUCAUGCCAUUGGUCUUCCCGAACGACCCAACACGCUAGACGAGCCCUAUAUCCUAAUCGAUCGGGCGGUCCACCACUGGGAUGAGAACGGCCUAUUCCCUAACGAAACGACAGCGGACCUACCGCCAGCGCCGGUUGCGGACGCCCAGAAGCAGAUCGCGACAUUUGUGCAGAAAUGGGUGCAAGAAUUCAAGGGUAAAUACUAG
This is a messenger RNA of Daldinia loculata, 1635 nucleotides long. RefSeq names its product peptidase S28. The transcript has 4 exons. The record is from RefSeq and is a predicted model, not a curated record. Gene Ontology annotation, biological process: proteolysis. Bases 1 to 1635 code for a protein of 544 amino acids. NCBI's taxonomy places the organism in Eukaryota, Fungi, Ascomycota, Sordariomycetes, Xylariales, Hypoxylaceae. Gene Ontology annotation, molecular function: serine-type exopeptidase activity; dipeptidyl-peptidase activity.